GUCGGGGCACGGGUGUUUGGAGGGAUGAGCUCGGGAGGCUGGGAUAGUCCAAUUAGACGCGUUCCACAUGUCACCAGCCCAGCGGUGCUGACAAUGACUUGUGUGAACUGAAAUCCCGUUGUGUAGUUAUUACCUAAGGGCUUCCAAUUUUGAGUUGCCUGUGUAGCACAAGGUCUUUGGGUUCACUGAACUAAGGAAGAUUGAGCAAAGAAGUGUUUGUGUGUAAGGGAGCUGUAGUGAUCUUGCCAACAACUCUGGCACAGGCAUGUGCCUGGCCUUUUCUGGCCUGUCUUUGGCACAGACUGUUGGAGCAGAGAGGACAUGAAGGAAGAUGAGGGCUCACCUGAGUGCCAGGGCACCCUGAAGAGGUCCAUAGGUGACACAUGCGUGAGUACGUACAGUAUUUUGGAGGUGCCUGAGUAGGUAACAUUGAUACCUAGUAGAUGACAGCGCUUAACAGUAUGCAGAUAGUUUUCAUCUGAUUUUUUCAGCAGCCUUAGAAAAGAGAUAAUAAAAUUCACCAUGUAAAACACAUGAGGAAACCAAGUCUCAGAGAACAAGUGACUUAUUGAGGGUUACAUAGCUAGUUAGAAGUCAUCUCAGGACUAGCUUCCUACUUCUAAGUCAUUUCCACGUCUCACUGUAUGCAUCAUACUAGGCCCAGUACCUAGCAUGGUACUUUCCUCAGUGAAUGAAGGAGAAAAUCAACCCUUGACAGUUUUUAGCUUACUACUCUUUCUGAUGGAAGGGUCUGGCUCCUCUACUUCUGUUCUUAGUACCGUUCCCUUGGCUAACCUUGAUGUACAAUACAAGCCUUUCUGAAAUUCUCCUUUCGAACAAAAUGUACUGUGGAGAAAGUUUUGCCUCAUGCCUAAAGUGGAGACAGUAGCUGAACGAACCAGUGGGGAACGAGCAGAGUGGUUCUUCUUAUGGCAGGACAGUCUUAUAUCACUUCCAAUCUGAAGACCUUUAACACCUUAAUCCCUCCUCUCCCGAGUGAUGGUUCUUCACUGAAGCUGCCUGUUGCCUGUCUGAGUCUGACACCUGAAAAAUUUUCGAGGGGAGCUGCAGCGAGAGUCAGACUUCAUGGCCAGUGUGGACAGCAGCUGGAUCUCCUGGGGGGUUGGUGUCUUCCUGCUGAAGCCCCUCAAGUGGACUCUGUCUAACAUGCUGGGGGACAAUAAGGUUCCCGUUGAGGAGGUGCUUGUGGCCGUGGAGCUGCUGAAGGAAAAGGCCGAGGAGGUGUAUCGCCUGUACCAGCACUCACCCUUGUCCUCCCACCCCGUGGUGGCCCUGUCGGAGCUCAGCACCCUGUGCGCCAACUCCUGCCCGGAUGAGAGGACCUUCUACUUGGUGUUGCUGCAGCUGCAGAAGGAGAAGCGGGUCACGGUCCUCGAGCAGAACGGGGAGAAGAUCGUGAAGCUUGCCCGGGGGCCACAUGCCAAGGUGUCCCCUGUGAAUGACGUGGAUGUUGGGGUGUACCAGCUGAUGCAGAGUGAGCAGCUCCUCUCGAGCAAAGUGGAGUCCUUAUCCCAGGAAGCCGAGAGGUGUAAAGAGGAAGCCCGCCGGGCCUGCCGAGCAGGAAAGAAGCAACUGGCACUAAGGUCCCUCAAGGCCAAGCAGCGGACAGAGAAGCGCAUCGAGGCCCUGCACACCAAGCUGGACACUGUUCAAGGCAUCCUGGACCGCAUCUAUGCCUCCCAGACAGACCAGAUGGUUUUCAAUGCCUACCAAGCUGGGGUAGGAGCACUGAAGCUGUCCAUGAAGGAUGUCACAGUGGAGAAGGCAGAGAGCCUUGUGGAUCAGAUCCAGGAGCUGUGUGACACCCAGGACGAAGUGUCUCAGACUCUGGCUGGUGGGGUAACCAAUGGUUUAGACUUUGACAGUGAGGAACUGGAGAAGGAGUUGGACAUCCUCCUUCAGGACACCACCAAAGAACCUUUGGACCUGCCUGACAGACCCAAAUGUUAUACCAACAGUGUGCCUAACCCUAGGAUCUCCGAUGCUGAACUUGAAGCUGAACUUGAGAAACUGUCCUUAUCAGAGCCAGAUUUGGUCCCGAGCAGUAAAUCUCCAAAAAGGCUAUUGGAACCAACUCUCUAAAGCCAUUGUAGGACCCUCAAGUGAAGGACCCUCUUGUAAAAGAGAGAUCAGCCUCAUGUGUGUACAUAGUUAUUUAAAUGAGAAAUGCUCAGAAUUGGUUGGAAGAGAAGGAGAAGCACCUGGUGUAUCUGGAUGCUGCCACUCACAACAGGACAGGUAGAAUCUCUGGAAGCAGUGCUCCAAAAGCUUGCUCCCAGCUGGUGUCAUGGACCUGCCUUCUCAUCCUGAUAGUGCCACAAUUUAUACAGUCCCAUGUGUGACCUGUUGUCUCUCAUAGCCUGCAGUUCUUGCCAGUGGCUCAGUUAAGUUUGUCUUCACCCAUCAGCUUUGUUCCAGCCAAUGAAGGUGAAAAAUUUGCAGCUUUGCCAAAUCAAAAUCAAUCCUCUUCCCCCAGCCCCACCAUUUUUUAGAGGGAUUUAUUCUGUCUAUAAUGUCCAUUAAACAACUUCUUGUCCAACUCCAUUUUCAUUGGUAAAGAGAAGAAUAAGAAUCAAACACUUAAGAGUUAAAUUUGAAGAGACUUAACAGCUGCUGCUUCAUGGAGAGACAGUGUGCAAGAUUUUUCUCUGUGAAUGUCAAGUUCUCCAGAUUCAUGCCUGAGUGGGUCAGGGUCAUGAAAGUUGGGAGGGGGACUUGUGUGGUCGAUGCAGAAGAUCUCCUGAUGGGGAAAGGGUCAUUCUUGGUCAUUUGAACUCGAAGCAAAGCUUUUGCCUUGCCCUCCUCAUGGAAUUAUAUAUAUAAAUGUUUAUUCCAGAACAAGCCACACAGUACCACCCCUCUCUCCCCUUUGAGAGCCUGACUGACACCAACAGGGACCCUGUUUGAAUCGGAAAAUCAUUUCUGGUGCAGCCCACUGCUCAGGAUGGUGGGACCUGAGCCAGGAUGUGCAAUAGGAGCAAGUGGCUGUGGCUUUCUGCCGGAUGUGCCAUGUGCUUCCUGCUUUAACCCAUCCCUGCCUCUGGCAGUCCCAUCUUCCCACUUCCUUUGAUGGACUGGAGGGGGUGUGCAGGGCAGGCAGGACAGGGUAUGAGUGCUCCAUCAACAAGGAGAAGAGGUAAUCCACACAGCCACUAUGUUGCCCAGGUUCAAGGAUUCUGCCUGGAGUCCUCUGCCCUACUCCUCCUGCUUUGCAGAGCAGAGGUAGGGAGUUGGCUAUAGGCUGGAAGUACGACUGCUCAACAAAUUUCUCUCCCACUGAACUUUGGUAAAUGGAAAACGUUGGGGGUGAAGGGAAACAAUCACUAUUUUUUCUUUUUUAUCUGGUAAAUAAUUAAAAGAGAAAACUCUA
This is a messenger RNA of Heterocephalus glaber (naked mole-rat), 3391 nucleotides long. NCBI's taxonomy places the organism in Eukaryota, Metazoa, Chordata, Mammalia, Rodentia, Bathyergidae. The record is from RefSeq and is a predicted model, not a curated record.